Molecule: messenger RNA, 953 nt
Organism: Triticum dicoccoides
Lineage: Eukaryota; Viridiplantae; Streptophyta; Magnoliopsida; Poales; Poaceae
Exons: 1
Coding region: 86-385 (99 amino acids)
Source: RefSeq, a predicted model, not a curated record
ACCGCCACUUACAAACGGCACCGAACGAAGCACGCACUCGUGCACGGUGAUAUCUACGUAGGAGUACGACCGAACAAUUAGUCAGAUGGCGAGCGGCAGCGGCAAGGCGACGGCGUCGUCGUGGGCGGCGGCGAUGAGCGUGGGCGCGGGCACGGUGGAGGCGCUCAAGGAGCGGCACUCCGGGCUGUGCCGCUGGAACCACCACGCGCUCCCGUGCGUCUUCCAGCAGCGCGCCGGCACCUCGGCCGCCGGGAACGGCACCUGCGGCAAGGGCAAGGCGGCGCCCACUGCCGGUGGGGCGGCGGCGAGGAGGAAGGCGAGGCAGGAGCAGGAAGAGGAGCUCCGGACGGUGAUGUACCUCAGCAACUGGGGACCCAACAACUAACUGUAGCGGAUUAGUCAUUACUUACAGACUACAAUCCUCUAGAUCUUCUUAGAUGGCUAGACUAAGGGCCUGUUCGGCCUUCCGCCAGCUCCGCGGAUCUGCGGAGCGCGUAUAUCGCAGCUCCACCUUUUCAGCCUGCAGCUCCGCCGGCUCCGCGAGCUGACUCGGGAGUGGAGGGAUUCCGAACGCUCCCUAAGACUGGUGCGCUAGCUGGCUGGAUGAUGUGAGCUCAGCAUGCACAUUCAAUCUCGAGCUAGUGUAAGACACCUUAUAUACUUCCAUGACCCGGAAGGUUUCAGAAACAGAGGUUGACAUCGCAAUGCUUAGCGGCAAUCUGCAAACUGUCGCUCUGAAUUUACAGCGUUGAGCAUACAGAUUAUCCUACAGUUCAUCGCUGUUACUUUUUUGUUGUUGUUGUUGUUGUUGUUGUAAAUCACCGUCGUAUGGCGAAGGGGGAAUGGGGAAUAUGCUUUCCGCUGUCAUCAUUUUCGGGGGUUUUCAAUCCUAGCUCAGCACCGUUUUGUGUGGCUGGAUGAUGUGAGCUCAAUAUGCGCAUUCACUCUCGAGC